AUGGAUCUGCCUCCUGCACCGACUCCGCCCGUCUCUGGCGGCAUUGGCCCCAACUCGGAUCGCACUGCCAAUCUGCUCAACUUGCUCAAGUUUAGUGGCCCCGGCUCGUCGAGGGAGCCGCUGCAGCCGUCGACCCAGAGCCAUGGCCAGAGCCAGGGUCAAGCCCAAGCCCAAGCUCACCCUCAGGCUCAGGCCCAGCCCCAGGCUCCGCUGCCGUCUUCUUCCUCGUCCCAGCAGGCCGAGUCGUCCUCGCAAUCCCAAUCUCAAUCCCAAUCCCACCAUCAACCUCAACCGUCGGCCCAGCAACAGCAGAAGCCUGAGCGGCAAACCCUCGAGGUACACGACGACGACGACGACGACGAAGACGACGACGCGGACUACCGUAUCCAUAAACUUCACCAGAUGCAGUCGCCGAACCAGUUCUCGACCCGCAUUCACCAGCCUGCCCCCACGGCAGCCGAUCCAACUGGCCUGCUCGCCGCCCUUAUGAGAGGCGGCCACGACUUUGAAGAGCCCAAGUCAGCUCCCACGCCGCCGCAGACGCAGACGCAGGCCCAGCCCGUCAACCCCUUUGCACGCGAGACGCCGCCUGCAGACAGCACCUCGUAUCUGCUCAACCUUCUCAGGCCCAAGCCUUCCCAGACCGACCAGCCGCUUCUGGUUGAGGCUGCACGCUCGGCCGACACUCCGCAGUCGCAGGAUCAUCUGUCAGAGACCAGCAGCCGUUACUACGGACAUCACUCGCAGCAACAGCAGCAGGGCCAGCAGCACCAGCAGCAGCCCUUGAGCUCAUAUCACACGCAGGGUGGCUUUCAGCACCAGGCUGACGCGUUGGCCGGCCAUGGCCAUGGUGGCAUCAAUCCCAUCUUCUCGCCCAUCCAGAAGGAACCCGCGGAUGUGUCGGUGAUUUACCAGGCGCUGGCUGGCACCCUCAACCAGAUGUCGCCUCACAGCGCCAGCAGUGCCCACGGCUCUGGCCCGCCUCCUUUCCACAUCUUGAAAAAGGACCAGAGCUCACCGGCGGGCUCGAAUCCUUUUGGUGGCAGCGAGCGGAGCCCUCUCCAGAGCCCUCCCCAGCAGUUCAGACACGGCCUUGACCGUGCUUCGUCGCUCCAUUCUCAUCAUUCGCACCACUCGCACCACUCUCAGCAUUCGCAUCACUCCACCCAGCAGUCUCUGAAGCAGACGCCUCCGACUUCAGACUUUGGUAGCUUUGUCAACAUUGACAAGAAUAGAGAGACUGUCUCCGAGGCUGUUCAUGACCUCGCCGGUCGGGCCGACCGCGAUGCCCAGGAUGCUCUGGAUAGAGCUGAGCGCGAGACCGUGUCCAAUUAUGCCGAGAGCGCUACCAUCAAGCCUCACGACGAGAGUGAUUGGGUGCAGCCGUCCAACUACUCUGACGCCACUCGCUCCAUUGAGAAGCACACCAUCGAGGACAUCAAGUCUGGCUACGAGCAUCGUGGUUAUGGCUCCUCCGAAGAGCGUCUUUCAAAGGAUGCUCCGGAGUCCAGAGACAUUGACAAUCACGUCAUUGCCGACAGCUGGGAGAGCGCCGACCAGGACGAGAUUGUGGUCAUUGAGGAGAAGGAAGCGCCCUCUGUCAAGGUCUACAACUUCCCGAUGAAGCCGUGGAUCUCCAUCACGCUCCAGGAAGAUACGACUGAGCCUCGGCCACAGUUUCGAGAGGAGUCGAUCAUGGAUGUUGCUCACCUCAAGAAGGACUUUGACCAGAUCGACCGUAACCUGUACACCGCUUCCCAGACGUACAUGACGCACGGCAUGUCCAAGCAGGGUGGCCUGCGUGUCAUUCGCCAGGACGAUGGAAAGGACGCAAAGGUGUUUAGAGACACCAAGGACCGCAUCUUCAACGUCGCAAUGUCCGUCACCCCGCACGACUACGACGGUGUUUCCCGGGAAGCUAUCAUUGGUACCGGCAUCAGCGGCACCGUCUACUGGGUCCAGAUCAAGGACGGCGAGAAGGAUCACCUCGAGGAUCCCCAUCUGGAGCAGUACGGCUUCGCCCUGCCCCCGAUCAACUCCCAGGAGGGCGACGCCCCCGGAGGUGCCCUCAAGACUCGCGCCCGUGCUUCCACCAACCACCCCGAGUUCUUCGCCGUCGGCCGUGGCAAGUCCAUCCACUUCGUCUGGCCGUCCUUUAUCCUGCAAAACAACCUGUUCAAGCCUGGACACGAUCGCGUUGCCGACACCGAGGCGCUGCUGAGCCAAUGCUCCCUCAAGAUCAACACUGGCAAGGCUGGUAAGGACUUUACCUUUAGCCAGGACGACAGUGUCAUUGUCUCUCUGGACAAAUCCGGCCGCGUCAAGUUCUGGGAUGUUCGCGACCUGACCGCCGUCAAGGAGGGCUCGGAUCCUCGCAACCCCGCGCCCGCCCACUCGCACCUCGAGGUCAACGAGCCUCUCAUGACCCUGGCCAGCACCCCCGAAGGCGAAAAGGCCUGGCCGACCUCCGUCCUGCUUCUCGACAAGCAGCGCCCUUACCAGAAACGGUGUGCGCUGCGCUACAUGAUUGUCGGCAUGAAGCAGAACCACACCCUGCAGCUCUGGGAUCUCGCCCUGGGCAAGCCCGUCCAGGAGUUCAACCUCCCCCACAGCAAGGAGUCCGACGCCGUCUGCAGCGUCAUGUAUCACCCGUCCAGUGGCAUGAUCAUCAUCGGCCACCCCACCCGGAACUCGGUCUACUUCGCCCACCUCUCGGCCCCCAAGUACAACCUUAAGAGCGUUACCCAAGCCGAGUAUAUCCAGAAGCUCGUUUCCCAGGACCCUUCGAUCCCUCAGCCCGAUAGUACCGCUGUCAUCAGCGGUGUCCGCGAGUACUCUUUCGACAACCGCGGUAUCCUCCGCAGCUUGGACAUACUUGCCAACCCCGCCAUGGUCCAGGACACUGAUGAGCCCACGCUGUUUGAGCUGUAUGCCAUGCACUCCAAGGGCGUUGCUUGCCUUAUGGUGAAGCAGGCUGAGCUCGGAUGGUCCAAGGACAACAAGGUGCUCGACCCCGUCGAUGCUGUUGAUGUCGGCGUCGUCUCGGUGUCCAAGCUGAAGACGCCCGUGCAGGCGGACGUCACCAAUGGCGCCUCGGAGCAUGCUGCCGUCCCUACUCCUGUUCGCAUCGCUACCCGCACUGUCGCUAGAGAUCUUGCUCCACCACAGUCGUCUCAGGUCGCCGCUGCUUCCUCCUCGGAAGCCGCUACUCCUCGGGGCAUCAUUGAGCAACCGGCUGCUGUUACCCCGGCCAAGUCCAAGGGCGACGCCAAAGAGGUUGAAACGCCCGGACAGUCAUCGAAAGAAAACCACCCCGAGAAGCCCGAACGCAAGCAACGUAAGAAGAAGGGCAAGGAUGCCGAAGUCAACGCCAACGGAUCGGCGCCAUCGCAUAAGAGCGAGGCCGUCGCCAACAAGGGCGUCGUCGGUAGCUUUGCUGGCGCUGGUGGCCUCUCGUCUGAAGUGUUUGAUUCUACGAUUAGCAGUCUGGAGACCAGGCUUGGGGCUGCCAUAUCUGACACCUUCAAGUCCUCGAUGAACAAUCUGCACAGCAAGAUCAACGACAGCGCUCGCGCCAGGGACGACCACUUCAACCAGCACCAGCGGAAACUCCUCGACAUGGUUUCGGAUAUAUUGAACGAGAACACCCAGAAGGUGCUCGAGACUUUGAUCCACCAGCAGUUUACCGACGUGGUCAUUCCCACCAUUAGCGACAAGACCAGCCAGGCCGUCUCCGACAUGGUCCAGAACAAGCUGCAGGCCAACAUGGCGUCGUCCGUCCAGAAGGAGAUCCAGUCCGCCCUUCCCCACGCCGUUAGCCGCUCUCUCCGAUCCAACGACUUUAUCAACGCCAUUUCUGAUAGAGUCAGCAAUGUGGUUUCCACGAAUGUUCAGCAAGAGGUUCUCUCCACUUUGACUCAGCGUCUGGCGCCGACCUUCAGCAACAUUGCGACCCAGGCGGCUCAACGCGUGGCCACUGAUAUCCACAAGCAGUACCACGACCAGUUUGAGCAGUUGAAGGCGCAGCACGCUGCAGACAACAACAAGAUCGACCAGCUCCUGUCCUACGUUACCCGACUGACGGACAUGGUAUCCACAAUGGCAGCCUCGCAGUCGUCGCUCCAGGCCGAGUUCAUCAAGUUCAAGCAGCAACCCGUUGAGCUUCCCGUCGGUGUUGCUGGUGGCGUCAACAUCCCGCACCCCGCCAGCGUCGCACACAGCGUCGGAUCUCAUGGUUACGCUAACACUGUGGCCAGCCACCGCCCGAGCUUCCCGCCCAGCCAGCCGCCCAGCCAGGGCCCGAGCCACGGCCAACAGCAAUACGGCAGCCCUCAGUAUAUGCGCGGAUCCCAGCACGUGGCAAGCCCGCACGGGUCUGCUCCCCCUUCGGAGCACGUUGGGCCUGUCAACAACGUGUCUGCGCUUGCCGGCGCCUAUGCCAGCCAGAUGAGCAAGACCGAGGCCGAGGCCGACAAUGACCUCUUGCAACGCAUCCGGGUGAUUGAACAGGCCAUCUCCGAGAACCGCUUGCAGGACGCCAUGAUCCAAUGGAUCCAGAGCGGUCGCGAGACUGAAAUCUUCCGCCGCUGCCUGAGCCGAUACCCUCCCGGCAAGUUUGACGGCCUCCAGCCCUUGAUGCUGCUCGUCGUGAUUGCCACCAUCUCCAAGGACCUGAAGCCGAACCCGCGAUUGAAGGAAGAGGUUGAGUGGAUUGAGAUGGCUGUGAGGGCGUUUAGCGCCAGCUUGCCCAACUACAACUGGGACGACGACACUUCUCGUGAAGUCAUGAAGAGCACGUCGCAGACGAUGCAGUUGCUCAUUAACCGCGUGCAGCCCUUGAUUGCUGGUAUUCAGGAUGGUUUCCCCACCGAUCCCUUCCUGGCCAACCUUGAGAGAGGCAAGCUGGACUGGAUUGUGCGAGCAUCCGAACACAUCCUGUCUACCUUUUACUAG
Molecule: messenger RNA, 4953 nt
Organism: Trichoderma aggressivum f. europaeum
Lineage: Eukaryota; Fungi; Ascomycota; Sordariomycetes; Hypocreales; Hypocreaceae
Exons: 2
Coding region: 1-4953 (1650 amino acids)
Biological process (GO): deadenylation-independent decapping of nuclear-transcribed mRNA
Cellular component (GO): P-body
Molecular function (GO): protein binding
Source: RefSeq, a predicted model, not a curated record